Molecule: messenger RNA, 4097 nt
Organism: Branchiostoma floridae (Florida lancelet)
Lineage: Eukaryota; Metazoa; Chordata; Leptocardii; Amphioxiformes; Branchiostomatidae
Product: patched domain-containing protein 3-like
Exons: 21
Coding region: 100-2967 (955 amino acids)
Cellular component (GO): membrane
Source: RefSeq, a predicted model, not a curated record
GUAAGGCCUCAGUCUGUGCUAUAUUAGUAUGCGUACAGAAUCCCUCGCGUAGCCUUAACACAGCGAUCUGACAACAAGCCGGCUCGACAACCAAAACAAAUGGCCGCCAAACCAUCCAACUCUCCCAAACAGGGGAGGCCGAACUGCAUGAAGAGGUGUAGUAACGUCUUCGUCUCGGCGCUAGAAGGAUUCUUCUACAGGCUAGGUAAGCUGGUUGCCGGCUACCCAUGGCUGACCAUCCUGCUGACCUUGCUCCUGGGCGGGUCCCUAAGUGCCGGGAUGGUCAAGUUUUACCAGGAAAGCCGCUCGGAGAAGCUGUGGGUUCCGUACGGCUCCCAGGCGCUGGAGCACCAGAACUGGGUCUCCGAGAAGUUCCCGGCGAAGUUCCGCUUCGAGUUCCUGCUGAUCGAGGCCGACAACGUGCUGGUGCCGUCCGUGCUGCAGGCGAUGCUGGCUUUAGACACGUCGAUAAAGAACGUCUCUACUGAUGCGACCAACUGGACAUCGAUAUGCUAUCAGCUCGGCCCUAACUGUUGGUCCAGCAGUCUGCUGGAGUUGUGGAGUUUUGACGAGACGACCAUCAACGGGCUGUCACAGCAGGACGUGCUGGACAAGGUCAACCAGAACAACCUCAUGAGCCCCGUGACGUUCCGGCCGUACGAUGUUGAGGCCGUGCUGGGAGAAAUCCAGCGGGACUCCGGUGGUCAAAUCUCCGGCGCCAAGGCCACCACCAUGCUGUAUGGCGUGAAGGACCAGAGCGUGGAAAGACAGGGACAAAGGGUUGAUGACGUCAGGAGCGAGUGGGAGAAGGGGUUCCUGGAGGUCGCCCAGAAGGAGAGGUCAGAUGGGGUCACGGUCACGCCUUAUGCAACAAGAAGUUUUGGAGACGAGGGAGGAGGAGCCAUCCAGAGUGACCUGACCCUGCUGUCCGCUGGCUACUUCCUCAUCAUCGCUUAUGUCGCCAUGGUGCUCGGAAAGUUCAACUGCAUCGAACAAAAGAUCUACGUGUCGCUGAUGGGCGUGCUGUGCGUGGGGCUGUCCAUCAUCGGGUCCAUGGGGAUCUGUUCUGCCGCCGGAGCCGCGUACGGACCGGUCCACUCCAUCCUGCCCUUCCUCAUCCUGGGAAUCGGUGUAGACGACAUGUUCGUGGUGGUGAGCGCGUGGAACAACCUCUCCCCGGCGGACAGGAAACGGGGCAGGCGCGAGCAGGCGGCGCUGGCGCUCAAGCACGCCGGCGUCUCCAUCACCGUCACUUCCAUGACGGACGUGGUAGCGUUCGGCGUCGGGGCAUCCACGAUCCUGCCAGCCCUGCAGUCGUUCUGUAUCUACGCGGCCGUCAGUAUUUUCCUGGUCUUCGUGUACUCCUGUACCCUGUUCUUCGCCGUCAUGUGCCUCGACUUUCAGCGCUGGGAGGGCCGGCGGAACGCAUGUUGUUGCUGCUAUGUACACAAGCCCGACUACCGCCCGACUGAGUGCUCACAGAAAGAUCGUCUGCAACUUUUCUUUCAAAAGAUCUACGCACCCGGUCUGCUGACCAUUCCUGGCAAGAUCGUGACACUAGUCGUGGUGUCCGCCAUCUUGGGGGUCAGCAUCUGGGGCAUGGUCAACCUGCGGCAGAACUUCGACUCCACCUGGUUCCUGCCGGAUGACUCCUACCUCAAGCUGUACCUGCAGAAAACGGAGACGUACUUUCCUGAUGACGGAUUCGAAGUGGAUAUUUAUGUUGGAGACAUAGACUACUAUGGAGAGAGGGCGAAACUCCACACGUUGUACCAGAGGUUCGAGGCCGACAGUUACGUUACAGAUGGCACGGUGACCAGCUGGUUUGAGGACUACACAACUUGGGUCAAUUCCACCAAAAACUCCACACUACUUGGUGCAGACGGCCACGCCACGGACAGCACCACGUUUCACCAGUGGAUAGUUCAGUUUCUGACCACAGACGCCACGGGAAGGAGCCACUCAGGAGACGUACAGCUCAACUCCACAACCUCUCCCGUUUCCAUCAUUGCGUCCAGACUCCGCGGCACCUACAAGACGCUAAAGGACUCCAGUGAGGAGAUCGAGGCCAUGGACAGUCUCAUCGCCGUGACGGAUUCUGUCGGCUUCUCUGGGGAGGCCUUUCCGUACGCCAGGCAGUUCAACGGCUGGGAGACCAACAAGGUUAUUAAGACGGAGUUAUACCGUAACCUCGGCAUCGCCAUGGCAGCAGUGUUCGUCAUCACGCUACUGCUGCUGGCUGACAUCCUGGGCAGUCUGUGGGUUCUGCUGUGCGUCGUGCUUACACUGGUGGAUGUUGGUGGAAUGAUGCACCACUGGGGCCUCACCAUCGACACUGUGACCACCAACAUCAUGAUCCUCGCCAUCGGGCUGGCUGUGGACUACGCCGCUCACAUCUGCCACACAUUCCUCACCAUCAACGGCACGAGGCAGGAACGAGCUCACGUAGCCCUAGGCAACAUGGGCCCGGCAGUGUUCAACGGGGGGUUCAGCACUUUCCUGGCUUUCGUGCUGCUCGCGACGUCCAACUCUUACGUCUUCAUCACUUUCUUCAAGGUGUUUUUCCUAGUGGUGGUGUUCGGGUGUCUGCACGGGCUGGUGUUCCUGCCGGUGAUCCUGAGCUGGCUGGGCCCGGCUCCGUACGACACGGCCGCGGGACGGGACGAGGAACAGCCCGAAGACGCAGGGUACAUCGAGAAGGUCCAGACAAACGGCUUCGAAAACCCCAGCUUGGAAAUGAACGGGGACGUAAGCACGGUGAUGCCUGAGUUUGUAAAACCGGCAGACUUCAGCCCCAGAGUGACGUCACAGCCUGCUUACCCCGCGGAUAUCCCUCCGCCAGACUAUGACGCCCCGCCGGGUUCACCAAUCAGGAGUGGCCUGGGGUCCACCAACUCCGUACAUGGUCAUGGAGAGGCUGCCAUCCAAUGGGGAUCACGUGGGAAGAUCCCAGCAGUCAGCAACUAACAAGCACCAGGAUUUUCUGCUUUUUUGUUUCAUAUUCAUACCUCUUCAGAUAUUUAUAAGCUAUGACUUUCACAGGUCUUGAAACACCUUUUCGAGAAGUAUUUGAAAAGACCUUUUAUGCCACCAAUGUCCAUAAGACAUUGUUUUGUUUUAUAUUAUACAAUUACAAUAUACAUUGUGUAAUAAUCUUGCCAUUCGUGUUGAAAGUUAACCGAAACCAAAACGUAUUAAAACUGGACUCAGGGCAUAUUGCAUGUACUCUUACCACUACUCAAACUCAGGAUAGAGGCGGCGUAUGCGGGGGCCCGGGCAAAAUAUUGCUGUCUGAAUUUUUAGCAUGUGGAGCAUAUUUUUCUGUGUGACUUCGACCACCACCGCUGCUCUCAUCCUCCUGUGCCGCCGCCUCUAUUAAGCAGAGACAAUCUAAUACACAAGGAUAGUAUCUACAUUAAACUGUUGCAGUCAGAGAAUAGAAAGAAACUUUACCUCAUUCGAUCGGGUAACCAGGGUAUUAUGAAGAUCAUUGUUGUAUUCCGUUUUGUACAAAAGCACUUCAUAAGCCACUGUGAAAACCUUUUUGGACUCAGUCCGAACCCAAUUUUCACAAAGUUUAGCAUUUCAAGACCUUAAUAGUGCAUAAAAUGCGUAGAUACUACAUAUUCUAACAUAGGUCACAUUGAAUAUACGAAUACGUCUAAUGUAUUAUUAUUGACUUGUACUUUUCCAUCACAAUUCAUGCACCAGUUUCCUAAUAUUGCUGUCUAAAAAUCACGCAUUUAAUACUUAUUUUGACCUACUUAAGUAACUACUAAUAUAAAACAUUGAAUAGGUCUACUUUUUGUUGCCGGUCACUUGCUGCUACGAUUAUAAAAUGUACAGAUAUGGAUUUGUAUGUUGAUGUACAUGUAUAUAUUACAAGAGGUUGUAUAUAUUAUGAGGCUCGUGUGAAGUGAUGUAAGGUGUUUAGCAAGCUGUUGACUCUCUAACAUUUGCACGAAUGUAUUUCAAAUAUAUAUUUAUGUCUAUUUUGCCUCUGGUGCACCUUAAUGCAUGUAUACAUGAAUUUUCGUGCAACCAAGAAUAUAUCUAAAGGGUCAUAUUUGCAGAAAUAAAACAUAUAUAACAUGCAG